GAAUCACACUAUUUUAUUCACUAAAUAUUUUAAAUUUUAAAUUUUUUUUGCACUGGUAAUGUUUUUCUUAUUAUUUUUAGUUCAAAUCUCAAACUAAAAAUCAUGGAACCCCCUUUUUUGGUCUACAUUGUCAUCACACUCACUCCACCCACUAGUUCAAAAAAUCAUCACUUCAACACUCUCUCUCUCUCUCUCUCUCUCUCUCUCUCUCUUUGAGUGUUGCAAGUGAAAGUGUUUUCAUUCCCACCAUUCAACUUCAAAACCCUCAUUUGAUUGAGACUCUUCAAAAUGGAAAUCACCAUUGUAGCUUGUGCUUUCUUACUGAUUUUCACAACAUUUUUCAACCCUUCUUCUCUUGCUCUCACCCAAGAUGGUCAAACGUUGUUGGAGAUCAAAAACACUUUGAAUGACACUAAGAAUGUUCUUAGCAACUGGCAAGAGUUUGAUGAGUCUCAUUGUGCAUGGACUGGAAUCUCAUGUCAUCCUGGUGAUGAACAAAGAGUUCGCUCAAUAAAUCUACCAUAUAUGCAGCUUGGGGGAAUAAUAUCUCCCAGCAUUGGUAAACUGAGUAGACUUCAGAGAUUGGCGCUUCAUCAGAAUGGCUUGCAUGGAAUCAUUCCUACUGAGAUUACCAAUUGUACUGAGCUUAGAGCCCUGUACUUGAGGGCUAAUUUUUUCCAAGGAGGGUUACCAGCUGGCAUCGGAAACCUUUCAUUUUUAAAUAUAUUGGAUGUAUCAAGCAAUGGAUUAAAAGGAUCUAUUCCUUCCUCUAUUGGUCGUCUCUCACAUUUGCAAGUUUUGAACCUGUCUACCAAUUUCUUUUCUGGUGAAAUCCCUGACAUUGGAGUACUAAGCACCUUCCAGAAGAACUCGUUCUUUGGCAAUUCAGAUCUUUGUGGAAGGCAACUAGAAAAGCCAUGUCGAACAUCACUUGGUUUCCCUGUGGUGAUACCACAUGCCGAAAGUGACGAAGCUGCAGUCCCUCCUACUACCAAAAGAUCUUCACAUUACAUGAAGGCUGUGCUAAUUGGGGCAGUGGCAACUUUGGGUCUCGCACUUAUCAUAACCCUUUCAUUACUCUGGAUUCGUUCGACAUCAAAGAAGGAAAGAGCUGCUAAGAAAUACAUAGAAGUCAAGAAGCAAGUUGAUCCAUCAGCUAGCGCUAAACUUAUUACGUUCCAUGGUGAUAUGCCAUACACAUCAUCUGAAAUCAUAGAAAAGCUGGAGUCUCUAGAUGAAGAGGAUAUAGUAGGGUCAGGAGGAUUCGGUACUGUUUACCGAAUGGUGAUGAAUGAUAUUGGUACAUUUGCUGUUAAGCGAAUUGACCGAAGCCGGGAAGGGUCUGAUCAAGUGUUUGAAAGGGAACUAGAGAUCUUGGGCAGCAUCAAGCACAUAAAUUUAGUAAACCUACGUGGUUACUGCAGGCUACCUUCUUCAAGGCUACUUAUCUAUGAUUAUGUGGCCUUAGGCAGCUUAGAUGAUCUCUUGCAUGAAAAUACCGAACGACAACCCUUGAAUUGGAAUGAUCGGCUAAAGAUAACCCUUGGUUCUGCCCGGGGUUUGGCAUACUUGCACCAUGAAUGUUCCCCGAAAAUUGUGCAUCGUGACAUAAAGUCUAGCAACAUCCUUCUUAAUGAAAACAUGGAGCCUCACAUCUCUGAUUUUGGUCUUGCAAAGCUCUUGGUUGAUGAAGAUGCACAUGUUACCACGGUGGUUGCUGGCACAUUUGGCUAUUUGGCACCAGAGUAUCUACAAAGUGGGAGAGCCACUGAGAAGUCAGAUGUAUACAGCUUUGGAGUUUUAUUACUCGAACUUGUAACUGGAAAGAGGCCUACGGAUCCUUCCUUUGUCAAGAGAGGCUUAAAUGUUGUUGGUUGGAUGAACACAUUAUUGAAAGAAAACAGAUUGGAAGACGUGGUUGACAGAAGAUGCAGUGGUGUCGAUGCUGAAACUCUUGAAGUAAUUUUGGAGCUAGCAGCAAGAUGUACUGAUUCAAAUGCAGAUGACCGUCCAUCGAUGAAUCAAGUAUUGCAGUUGCUGGAACAAGAGGUCAUGUCUCCUUGUCCAAGUGAAUUUUACGAGUCCCAUUCAGAUCACUGAUAAUGGCUAAUGAUGCAUACUUUCUUCCCAUUUGCGGCUUGGGUUUGUAGAAAAGUUUUGUACCAAAUGUUGUAACAACCAUUUGUAAAUAGAUUUGUAAUUUAUCUCCUUGUCCAAAACAAAACCAAAAGGACAACUUGGAGAUGGCAGUGGUUUUUGGUAUUUGGAAUGAUGUUUUUCCGUUCUCGGCUUCUUGCUACAGAAGGAAAUGUCAUCGUUUUUUGUUCUUGCACUCAUGAGCAUUGGGAGACUAAUCAAGUUGUUAGUUAAAUUCGGUCUAUCUAUGGACAAUUUUGCAA
Messenger RNA from Trifolium pratense (red clover), 2399 nucleotides. Its product is annotated as LRR receptor-like serine/threonine-protein kinase FEI 1. The coding region runs from base 289 to 2100 and encodes 603 amino acids. Gene Ontology annotation, biological process: protein phosphorylation. NCBI's taxonomy places the organism in Eukaryota, Viridiplantae, Streptophyta, Magnoliopsida, Fabales, Fabaceae. The record is from RefSeq and is a predicted model, not a curated record. The transcript has 13 exons. Gene Ontology annotation, molecular function: protein kinase activity; ATP binding; protein binding.